CAGUGGGAGAUGAUGAGAGUGGAGGGCACCAAAUAAAGUGCAACUGCAGGGACGCUCAGAACUGACACACACAAAAAAAUCAUCCAGCCGUCCAUUCUUCUUCUCCAGGACUGGCUGUGAGGAUGGAGAAAGCUGCACUGCUGCUGUUUUGUUGCCUGGUCAUGUCUCUAUCGGGCUCCCCGCUCUACCCGUCCAUUAGGUUCGGCCAGAGGGACACAUCCAUACUGAUGACAUCUUCUAUGAAGAAUCCAGCAGAGCAGCUGGAGGACGACACGAGUCCUCCCAGGGAGCGAGCAGAGUUACGCUCCGGACGCCACGCUGAUGCCAUCUUUACAAACAGUUACAGGAAGGUCCUGGGCCAAAUCUCUGCCAGGAAGUUCCUUCAGACAAUCAUGGGCAAACGACUCGGAGAUAAAAGUGAGAGCUACAUGAAACGUCAGUCAGACAUCUACGAAGGGACUUAUAAAGAAGAUCUAACAUCCAUCCAGAGCAAUCAGAGGUACAGAGGAGUGCAGGGGAACGUCAUGAGGCCCAGACUGCUGAGUUGAGAUUUGGUGGAUCGGACAGAUUGAAGGCUGCCAGUGCUUCUCGCCGACAGCACGCUGAUGUAUUCUCACACUUCCUCCAACCUGUUCUCUACAGAUGAAAAUAAUGUUGUCACUUUUUCUUUUAUUUGAAGAAAACCUAAAGCCCAGCUCAUGACUGUGGAAUAAAUGGCACUGUGCACUCUUGCUUUAACAGA
This is a messenger RNA of Anarrhichthys ocellatus (wolf-eel), 742 nucleotides long. RefSeq names its product growth hormone releasing hormone (gene ghrh). Gene Ontology annotation, molecular function: peptide hormone receptor binding; neuropeptide hormone activity; growth hormone-releasing hormone activity. The coding region runs from base 123 to 548 and encodes 141 amino acids. The transcript has 6 exons. NCBI's taxonomy places the organism in Eukaryota, Metazoa, Chordata, Actinopteri, Perciformes, Anarhichadidae. The record is from RefSeq and is a predicted model, not a curated record. Gene Ontology annotation, biological process: regulation of protein localization; growth hormone secretion; adenylate cyclase-activating G protein-coupled receptor signaling pathway. Gene Ontology annotation, cellular component: terminal bouton; extracellular region; perikaryon.